Henningerozyma blattae CBS 6284 is the source of this 1359-nucleotide messenger RNA. It is a transcript of the gene RSM23, whose product is annotated as mitochondrial 37S ribosomal protein mS29. Gene Ontology annotation, cellular component: mitochondrial small ribosomal subunit. Bases 1 to 1359 code for a protein of 452 amino acids. Gene Ontology annotation, molecular function: structural constituent of ribosome. NCBI's taxonomy places the organism in Eukaryota, Fungi, Ascomycota, Saccharomycetes, Saccharomycetales, Saccharomycetaceae. Gene Ontology annotation, biological process: mitochondrial translation. The transcript has a single exon. The record is from RefSeq and is a predicted model, not a curated record.
AUGCUAAGCCUACGAACUUGCCAAAGACAAUUUGCAACUGCAACGAUUUUAAGGGCUGCAAAACCACCACCAGCUAGAGGGAAAGUUCAAGGGUUUUCUAGAAAAAAAUUUAAAGCUGGGGAUAAAGACUCUUCUAAGAAAAUAUCGCGUGGUACUCUUUACAAAAAUUGGAAAGAUACUGUUCAAACUGCCAGAUUAAAUAAAAAUGCCCCCAGAGUCCCUGAUAUGCCCACCUGUAAAUUAGAUAAUUUAGAAAACAUUAAAGAAUCAUUGAACAAAGUGGUUAACUACACUGACAGGCAAUAUAAAUAUCUACAUGUGUUAGGUGCAUUUAAGAAGGAUCAAUUUAAUGAGUUAUUUAAACAACCAAUAACUUUGAUCAGAAAAGAUACUACUGAGGAAUUUAUUAAAUUAAUCGAAUCAUCGAAAAUAAAAAAUUACAUAAUUACUGGAGAACCAGGUGUAGGUAAGUCUGUAUUACUGUCUCAAACUCAAGCGUAUGCUAUAGAAAAUAAUUUUAUUACCUUAAAUGUCUCAUAUCCAAAUUUAUUCAUUAAUGGGAGAAAUGAUUUUUUCUUUGAUCAAACUGCAAAUACAUAUUUCCAACCAAUGUAUCUAAAACAAUUAUUAUCCAAAUUGAAAAACUCAGCAGAUGCUAAAGUUUACGAAUCAUUGUUAUUGAAGAAUAAUUACCGUUUCUUAGGUGUUAUAUCUUCCCUAAGUUCUACGCAUAAAACAGUUAAUUUCGAAAAAGGAAAGAAUUCUGUUUUGGAUCUAUUAAAUCUGAACAUACAGCCUCGUCAAAGAGGUAUGUUAUUUCAAGCUAUCAUAGACGAGUUAUCAGCACAAGAUAAGUAUCCAGUACUCCUUACUAUUGAUAACUUCUCAUCAUUAUUAACGAAUCCAUACACUGCUUACAAAGAUACAAGCAACAAAAACAUAUUUUUAAUGGAUUUACAACUUGGAAAAAUUCUAAUGAACAUUAUUGAAGGUAAAAUUAACUUUAAAAAUCCAAAGAGUGCUGUUGUUUUAGCUAUUUCGGGGGUUGAUAGAACUAAUCAAACUUUACCAGUGGGUUUAGGUAAACUCGAAGAGGACGUUUACGUUAAACCAAAAUAUUAUGAACCAAGAUUUUCCAAAAUACUUCAAAAUGGUGGUGUUCAGGAGUUUGAGGUUCCAAAGCUAAAUAAAAGUGAAGUUUCUCAGCUGAUAGAUUUUUAUAUCAAGUCUGGAAUCGUAUCUGAAAACGAUGUUGAAAAAACUAAUGAAACCACGAAAUUAAUCGAUGAAAAAUAUAUAAUAUCAGGAAAUGGUAACCCUAGGGAGUUGUUAAAAAGUUUUGUAUUAAGUCAUUCAUAA